Messenger RNA from Drosophila santomea, 1221 nucleotides. It is a transcript of the gene Or67a, whose product is annotated as odorant receptor 67a. The record is from RefSeq and is a predicted model, not a curated record. Gene Ontology annotation, cellular component: plasma membrane. Gene Ontology annotation, biological process: detection of chemical stimulus involved in sensory perception of smell; sensory perception of smell. Gene Ontology annotation, molecular function: odorant binding; olfactory receptor activity. Bases 1 to 1221 code for a protein of 406 amino acids. NCBI's taxonomy places the organism in Eukaryota, Metazoa, Arthropoda, Insecta, Diptera, Drosophilidae. The transcript is spliced from 4 exons.
AUGGCUAACGCCGGAAAAAAGUCUAAAGGAAAGAUUUACUAUGUCGAUGAUUUUUUGAGUCUAGCUGUUAAUUUCUUCAAUACUUUGGGCAUUGAUCCUUAUGAAACUGUCGUGAAAACAAAUAUUUGGUUUCAACUAUAUUAUGUGACAAACUUAAUUAACAUGGUGUAUAGUUUUGUUGCUGACGCAGUGUACCUGGCAAACACGUUACGCGAUAAAGAAAAUGUGCUGGAGAGCUGCAUGGUAUUGAGCUACUUCACCUUCGGGGCCAUUGGUCUUUCAAAAAUAUGUGCUGUAAUGUACCGAAGGCCAAAGAUGACCAGUUUGGUUAAGCAAUUGAAGUCCUGUUUUCCGUCAAGUGCAUUGGAUCAGGAGGAAUACGAUGUGAAGUCCUGUCUGAAACGCACCCAUAUGUACACCAAGGGGUUUGGUGCGCUCUACACGGUCAUGUAUUUCGCACACACCCUAACUCCAAUAUUCGUAUACUUCUUUGAAAAAGUGCUGCUUAAGAAUCCUGAUGCCAAGCAGACAAUGCCGUUUUACCAAGUGGAGCCUUGGGAAUGGCGCGACACCUGGUGGUUUUAUCCAACCUAUUUUCACCAGUCGCUCGCCGGAUAUACGGCUACAUGUGGAUCCAUUUCCAGUGACCUCAUGAUCUUCGCUGUGGUCCUGCAGGUCAUCAUGCACUACGAUAGACUGGCCAAGGUUCUAAGAGAGUUCAAGGUUCAAGCUCUAAUCAAGCCCAAUGGAGCUGAUGAGGAUCUGAAGAAGUUGCAGUCCCUAAUCGCCAAUCACAUUAAUAUACUGCGACUCACCGAUGUGAUGAACGAGGUCUUUGGAUUUUCAUUGUUGCUCAACUUUGUGGCAUCUUCGUUGCUCGUCUGCCUCGUGGGAUUUCAAUUAACCAUCAAAUUCAGUCUCCAGUAUUUUGGCAAGCAGGUGCUGCUACUGGUUUCCGUAUUGUUUGAGGUCUAUCUCCUCUGCUCCUUCAGCCAGAAGUUAAUAGAUGCUAGCGAAAACGUGGGCUAUGCGGCUUACGAUAUGGACUGGUUCGGUGCCGACAAACGAAUCAAGAAAAUGUUAAUCUUUAUAUCUAUGCGAGCCCAGAAGCCAGUUUGCCUAAAAGCCACAGUUUUCUUGGACUUAUCCAUGUCGACUGUGACCAUCUUUCUUAGCAUGACGUAUAAGUUCUUUUGCGCUAUAAGAACUAUGUAUCAAUAA